Asterias rubens (European starfish) is the source of this 8119-nucleotide messenger RNA. Its product is annotated as WD repeat-containing protein 81-like. Lineage: Eukaryota; Metazoa; Echinodermata; Asteroidea; Forcipulatida; Asteriidae. Bases 184 to 6393 code for a protein of 2069 amino acids. Gene Ontology annotation, cellular component: mitochondrion. The transcript has 27 exons. The record is from RefSeq and is a predicted model, not a curated record. Gene Ontology annotation, molecular function: protein binding; phosphatidylinositol 3-kinase regulator activity. Gene Ontology annotation, biological process: aggrephagy.
UUGUCUUGACUUAGUUAGUCUUAAAUAUGUCUACAAAAAAAAUACAGUACAGUAAACUAAGUUCUAGUUCUACAGCUGCAGUGCUACUGACCGUGAUAGUCUGGCAGGACUGAAUGGGAUGUAGGAGAGUUUAGUGCAGAUAAAGAUCUCAGCAGAGUGAAUCCUUGAAUAGUCACAGAAACAAUGGCCGUUCCCGUCCCAUCCACCUUGGAGACCAUUUUGGAGGAGCUGAAGUUAGAGUCAUCUCAAGUUCAAGAAGUUCCGGGUUCCAUUGUUGCAGUGGUUCACAAUGACUGGCUGCAUUACCUCUUUAAAAAUGGAGUGGUCCCCACAGCAAAACAGCUGAAUGUGCCACAUGCCUGCUGGGAGAAACUACCUGGGAGACCGGCUCAUGGGAGGGUGGAAAGCCCUUGGAAGAGAGUGGAAAUAGAAAUUAUUUCCAAACCAACAUCAGGGAAGACAAUAGUGCCUAAGAUAAAUCCCAAGUGGUUGAUGACAGGAGACCUGGGAUUCAUGGAAUUCAUGCAGUGCCUGGCUAAACAGAACUACCUCAACCAAUGGGAGCGGAUGUACCAAAAGCACGCUACUCUCCUAACGACCAAUAGAAAUGCUCAACAGAUAAAACAGGAUUCAAGCAUGGAACUUGAGGAAUCAUUAAAGGCACUUUUCAACUGCCCUAUCUUCAAAACUUGCCAAAGGGACAGACCUCAAGAAUUGGACAAAACAACAACCAGUGGGUUGCAGACAACCCAAGUCAAUUAUCAGCAGCAUCAGGAGCAUCCGAAUAUGGUCCCCGUUGUGUGCAUUAUCAGCAGUACUAAAUCUCUGUUUAUUAUCAGAAACUGUGUCGAGCACACUCUUCAAGACUGUAUAACCUUCAGUCCAGCAAUGCUUGGGAACUCUUACGCUAAGCCCUUGUUCGUCAUCUACCAAAUCUUGAAAGCAUUUGACUUUUGUCAUCGGCAAGGUGUACCAUGCGGCGAGAUUACUCUCAGAGACUUCUCAAUGGACAAAAAUCUCUGGGUGCAGUUUCGAGGUCCCAAAUGGAACGACUUAAUUCAGAGAAACUGUUGCGAGGAAAGCAAGAUCACGAAUGACAUUUCCAGCUCUGAAGGUGGAUCCACUGAAAGACUGAGUGCAAUGGAAACACCUGCAAAUGCAAAUGAUCCUAUCCAGACCCUACCUGAGCUGGUCCUCAGCUGGGUCAAAGGUGAACUCUCCAACUUUGACUAUCUCAUGACUUUGAACUCCCUCGCAGGUCGUCAUGCUAGUAACCCAAACCACUACCCAGUACUUCCGUGGGUCAUGGACUUCACCCGCCCAGAGGGUGGCUACCGUGACCUCUCCAAGUCCAAGUACAGGCUCACCAAAGGUGACCACCAGUUGGAUUUCAUGUAUGAGUCCUCGUUGAACCAGUCCUCCUCCCCGACAGACACCGCCCUUCAGAAUCCUCAUCAUAUCUCAGAUGUCCUCUCGGAGAUAACGUACUAUGUCUACACAGCCCGGCGGACGCCCAAGUCAGUACUGUGCGCCCAUGUGCGAUCCACGUGGGUUCCGAACGAGUACCCGUCAAGCAUCCAGAGACUUCAAGAGUGGACGCCCGAUGAGUGUAUUCCAGAGUUCUUCACCGAUCCUAAGAUCUUUCAGUCUAUUCAUGAAGACCUACUGGAUCUUGAAGUACCAACGUGGUCCUCUGGACCUGAGGACUUUAUUGCCAAACACAGGGCCAUAUUGGAAAGUGAUUAUGUGUCUGAUAGACUUCACCGAUGGAUUGAUUUGACAUUCGGGUUCAAGUUGUCUGGUGGAGCUGCUAUCCGGGCCAAGAACGUCUGUCUUCACUUGGUGGAUCAGCACACACACCCGACAAGUCACGGUGCUGUACAGCUCUUCAACGUCCCCCACCCCCGCAGACUCAUCCCGUCACCCUAUCUGUCACCAUCUCCACCCACAAUCAUCCGCAAGCAACCAAGAGUAGAUGGAAGUGUAGCCGGCAGAACUGCUGACAUCGAGAUUGUACAACCUGAGGUCAUCACAGUUAGCAAUGAGCAAACAAUGAGGUCAUCAGAGUUCAUUACUGGUGUUGUUGCUGCGAAAGAAGCCACUCCAGAAAUCAUUGUGACAUCGGGGCAGUCAGAUGGGACUGGAGGAUCCUCAACAGCCACAGAUGGAAGUACAUGUAGUAGUAGCUCCGGCAUGGAGAUAGUUUCCGAAACCAAUCUAGAAGUAUCCAUUGACACCAUCGACACUAUUAACAGCAUCGUCAGUAGCGGUAAUGGUACUAAAGCUAUAGACAUGCCAUCCCAACCACCAUCAGUACAGCCUCUCAUGGCACAGACGGCCGACGAAUCGUCUCUUCUGAAGAACCCCAUCAAGAAACUGCCAUUUUUUAGAUCCAAGGCAGAUACCCUGAUCGAGACUAAACCAUUGAUCCCGAGACCUGAGCAGAUGAGAAUCAGUCUACCAGAUGACUACGAGCCUCUAGCCGCUCUUAACCAACUAGAGUCUCUCUAUUCGUUCUCUUCAAAGGCUCUGCAAGGCUUGCCGGCCAAUAGAGGAAAGAAAACCCCGGCAGAUUGUUCAAUUCAUCUCCUUGGGCAGGACAUGCACGUGAUGGGUUGCCUCAUCGUUGAGAUGUUCCUUGCUCCUAAGCUAAGGAUGUUACAUCAAAACGCACCACUCUUGGAGAGAUGGAAGAUACUCAGGAGAGUUUUUGAUACGGAUUGGCUGGAUCUUCCGAGGCCAGUACGCCAGGUCACCAGAUUACUUCUGGAGAUGGACACUAAACCAAACCUUGGGGAUAUAACGGAUCAUCUCUAUCGACAACCAGCCAUGGGUCUACCGCAUCCUACAGCGAAUAUGCUUCUCCAACCCGCAGCUGAAGUUAUCUACUUUCCUGGUUACAUGCCCAAUGUAUAUAAAUUACUAAGCGAUCUUCAAACUGCCGGUUUGGGCAGCGCUGGUAAGAUGGACCUGAAGAAACAGAGUGUCGCAAAAAUACACCACGUCUCCCGCCAUCUACCCAAGAUCGUUCGUCAGUUGACUGCGGAAGGUCGGGAGCUACUGUUUCCCUACCUGCUGGAGCUGUUCCAGUCUGUAGACACCGCCCUCUAUGCGUGUCUCCUGUUGCUAACCAAGGUCGCUCAGUUUAUCGGACCACAGCAUGCCACGCGGAAGCUCUUGCCUUGUUUGUCGCAAGUCUACGACUCGGAGUUCACCUCGCCAAACUUCAUGCUGCUUUUUCAUCAGUCCUUCCUGGCAAAGCUCAUUGUGUGGUUUGGGCUCAGGCCGUUCCUCUCCAAUAUCAUUGCCUUCGUAGUGGAUGCUGUCACGGGUCUGAAAGAGUGUCCAGAGUUCAGGCCUGCGGUGGACGACCCGAUAUCUAUCAGUGCAGAUGACAAGAAAGUAAGACCCACAUCCAUGGGCCGUGGACCAUUGGAUCUAAUAAACCUUGAUGAUGAAGUUGAUCUUCAAGUCACUAAUGAUGUUGACAUUGCUCUUGAUCAAGGGGACGGAGAAUCGGAGAGCUUAAGUAGCGACGAAGACAUCCCAUCAUCAUCAAGCAGGAAAGACUCUGAGAGCACAGAUACAAGUAGUCUUGGCCCAACAGCUCAAACGGAAAAUCAAGAAGACACUCCUCACCCUGAUGAUAGUAAGUCGGAAAAAACAUCUGAGGAAAGUGAUAUCAGCCAAGUAUCGAAUGAAGUUUCAGAUGGACAAAGAACAUCUGAAUUGUCAUCAGAAGAGACCAACAAGUCUAGAAUGUCAACAGAUGCCUUAUUAUCCAACAACUCUGAUGGAUCUCAAGAAGAGAUGGUCCCUAAGUCUGAUGACGCCAUUCCUGCAGAUAUUCCUAAAGACACCUCAGACAGUACUCUCGAUGUGGACGCCAUUGUGACCGACGCAGUGAAAAAAACAGCUGAACCCGACCCGUCAGUUACAGAAACAGACCUUUCCAUAGAGGAGCCAUCAGAGGACCCGAUACAGGAGUAUCUCAUGUCGAGUCUCACCAAGGGUCGUCUGACUUCCCUGGGGAAUCUGCCUCCUGGAUCCCGCCUGAUGGACGUGGCUGUGGACAGCGUGACGUGGCUGAGUCGUCGCCUUGGACCUGCUCUGACUGUCACUCACCUUACCAAGAGGCUUUUGAAGGCGCUCAAGACCUGCUUCAUGGGAGGACAUCUUCUCUCCUACUUUGAUCUGGAUAGCGACAGUGACAGUAGUGAUGAUGAAUAUGGUGUGUACAUUGAACGGCGAACUGUUCUUGGUGACAGCAAUGCAAAAGCUGUAUUGGGAUGUCUGACAGACGUAGCAGUACUUUACGGAGAGGAGUUCAUCUUCAAACGUUACCUUACUUACAUCAAAGAAACCGUUUGUUCUGUGAGGCGUAAGAUUAAUCUGAAAGCAGAAGCCAACCUUGUUUCCUGCAUCGUGCUAUUAAGACAUCUGAUUCCAUUCAUCACAGACUCACAGCUCAUGGAUAAACUUACAUUUAUCUUCAGGAAAAUCCUUCAGCCUUUGGUCAAUGUCGUCCAAUCCUGCCAGCUGAGCUUUCCUAGCGGAGCUCAAGGGAGGGCAGUCAUCUGCUACAAGCUGGUAGACGUCAUGACGACCAUCGGCUUGCGCAUUGGCCGGGAGAUGGCACGGGAGCACAUGACAGGGACCCUGCAGCAUUUCUUUGUCUGUUUUGAAUUGGUACACGGCGACAGAAGUCCAGGUGCCAAGCCGUGUCCUGACAUGGAGCGACGUUACAAUCAGUUUUCCCAUAGUACAGACAGUGAGGAUAUGUACUGUGAGAUUAAGGUGGACUCUCAGACCAACCAGUACAAGAUAGGAACCCCUACUAAGCUGGAGAACCUCCAUGGAGAAAUGGCCAGAUCACCAAACGCGUUUUCAUCUCGGAUUUCAGAUAAUCUGCAUGUGGAUGUGCUGGAGGAUGGACACAGUGUAGAUCCUGAGAUCAUGAAAGAAUUAAGAGAAACUUUUAGUCCUGAGAUGGCCAAUACAGCUUACAUUCCACUCUGUCGACUCACUGGAAGUAUCCACAUGGAGCGAAUCCUUUACAAUCAUGACCUCAUUUGGAGAUUAUCCAGUCAGCAUGAGAAAGCCCUUGCAGAUCAGAGGGCGGCUGCUGUUUCCACCAGCGCCGAGGUCGGAGAUCAAGGUGAAGCCGUGCAGAGGCAAACCUCCUGGUUUGUGGACAUUGGUGCACUGGACAACACAGAAGAUCUUUUAGACCCUGGAAACGUUAACCAGAACCCCAAUGCACAGGUCAUCGGUAAUCGGAUUGACAUUACCACCUACAGCAGUGAUUCGGACAGUGAUGAGGAGGAUACCAGUCAAAAUGUGGCCCGAUCGACCAACGUGUUUAAGAGUAAGCGCCAGAAUCCAAGCUUACUGAUGGGAAAAAGUAAACGGCAGCUCAAAGGAGAAUGGCUGUCUUACUGGGAGAACUUCUGUGACAACGCUGAAAGUUCCUCUCUGACCUACAACCAAAUCAAACUGCAGACUUUUGUUGGUCAUACUGGAGGCAUCAAGGCCUUGUUUGGCAUGGAUAAUGAGAACUCCUUCAUGAGUGCCAGCAAGGACAAGACGGUCAAACUCUGGUCUCUACGAAACCAAGGCGAUGGGUCAGGGAAAUCGUCUUGCCGCUUCACCUACUCACAUCACAAGAAAGGUGUCUUCUCUGUCACCUUUCUCGAGUCGCAAAGGCUUGUUGCUUCUUGUGAUGGAAAUGUACAUCUGUGGGACCCGUUCACUGGUGCCCAGGUUCACCGCUACGAUCUUGCCAAGUUUGUGCCGAGCCUUCUAGUCAAGAUGCCGUCACCAAGCCCAGUGCUAGUGGUUGCCAUGGCAGACACCAGUGUAAGGCUUAUUGACACUCGCAGUAGCAUCGUACAGCAGGAGCUCAAAGUGGCCUCUGGAACCCUGGGACUGAUUCGUUGCUUAGCCGUCAGUCCAGGCAGUUCUACUCUGGGUGUUGGUCUUUCCUCGGGUGUGCUGUCCAUGGUUGACUUGAGCUCUGGAUUGUUACUGGGUGGAUGGCGUGCUCACGAUGGAGAGGUUAUGCAGAUAAAAGCUUGUAGUGGUAACCGGUUCCUGACAUCAUCUGUGGAUCAUACCAUUGCGCUAUGGAGGGAAGAUGGAACUAAGGCGUGUACUUUCAGGGGUGCGUCAGAGCCCGUCCACUGCAUGAGUGUUUGUGAUGGUCAGAUUGUAUCAGCAACAACAUCCAAUAGAGUUGGGAUUCAUACCACCUUGGACCAACAGGCUUCGUUUUCGAGUCAUCGUGUUCGCUCAGAUUUGGUGAAAGGAAUGGUAACAACCCUGGAUGUGAUGCCUUUGAAUCGACUGUUCCUUGUCGGCUCUGAUACCGGCUUAGUCACUUUACUGGCAUAACUCAGGGAGAAGCAACGUGAAGGAAAACAAUCUCUGAUUGUUUCCACUAUCUUUGACAUGAGGAGGAUAAACGGAUUGUUUAUGGGUUGGGUUUUUUGGGGGGUGGGUUAGUCUUCACUGGCAGAAGGCGCUACAUCAACUAUUUUGUAGGCUAUCUAGGAGGGACUGGGCAUCCCUAUAAAUCUGGAUAGGGACAGUGCUUGACUGUUUUGGUUUUCCUCCCGGGGAAAAAAAGCAUGCAGAUCAAAACAAGGCUAAAUGGCAUAAAUCCCUUCCAAGAAACUCAGGAAAAAAACAGUUAUGACCAUAAUUGAGAUUGACUAAAGGCACCGGUCCCACUGCAACGAUAAUGAUCACGUCGCAAAGAGAACGCGUUCUGUUGGUUGAAUUGCUCCACGCAGAAUACGCACACGCUCAUUCAACCAAUAGAAUGCGUUCUCUUGGCGUUGUUAUCGUUAUCGCUGCAGUGGGACGGGCCUUAAGACUUCUCAGGCCUGCACUUGUAGUUUCACAUACAUAGGUUGAACUACGCGGCACAAAAACAAAGCCCCCCCCCCCUCCAUUAGAGAAUCCUUCGACCAGUCCAUGUCACCAUAACUAUAUUUAUUUAUGUAAACAAAGGUUGCAUGGACUAGACCUGUACUGCAGGCGUUGUUCAUAAAAGUCUGAACAAAAAAGUAAUUUACAACUUAAAAGUCAUGGCAUUAUUUACACAUAAAAAACGGGGCACUGCUAAAAAGUGUAUGUGAAGAAAAGAAGAGACAACUUUUAUGCGAUAUGUUAAUGAUUUAUUGUUGUCAAACAGUUCUGGUAAGCGAUAUUUGUCUGUGCUUAGCUAUAUUUUGAUAUCUUGGUUCUAAAUUUAAAAAAAAUUACCUAUGUGCAUUACCAGGCAUAGAGCUGCUAAGAUUUAGGCAGCUAUGUGCUUACAUUGCUUUUUUUCUGGGUUUUUUCUUGCUUAGUAAAAGAAAAAUGAGGAUAGUUGAUAUACAAACAGUAUUUUUCGAAGUAAGUUCUGUGAAGCUGUCUGGAUUCAAUACGCAGCUGUGGUCUUUAUGCAAUAAUGGGAACAUGGUGUUGAAAACCAAAACAGAAAGUGCAAUAAUAUCACAGGUCACUUCAACAAAUGGUGAGAAAUAUGAUUCCAGGUUUUGUGCUAUUUUAAAAGUUGAUUUUGUUUUCACUAUAAAUCAAAACAAUGUAAGGCGUCUGUUGUUUCUGAUGUUCUGUACAAAAUAUUAAUUUAUUCUUUUCUUUAUGUGCGUGUGUCUGUGUGUUUCAAUGCUACAUACGCAGUGUGUACCUUGGAACAAUAGAGGUGCACAUAAUGUAGGGACUUUAAACACGAACCGAGGACCUAUAACAAAAGAAGACAAUGGUACCCAGUUGGAAAGUGUGUACAAAACCAAUGGGAGCUGUUGCCAAAAAGUUAAGGGUACAACAACAGAGGGACAACAGGAGGUUUCUGGUGUCAGGUGUUAAUGCUUGUGUUAUUGUGGAAAAUGGACAAAUAUUUAUAAAAUAUCAAAACAUCCUUACUUGUAAAAAGGAUUGGUGACAAAAUGGUGCAAAUAAAAAGAUUGAUAAUCAUAUUCAUAUAAGUAAUAAUAAGUUUGUAUAUAGCGCCUUAUGCAUUGCCUCAAUCAAAAAGUAUUAAAGUCACCUGGAAGUGGUAUUUUUUCAAAAUGUAGCUUUUGUCACUAUUAUAUGUGUUUUGAUGAGUGGA